AUGAUCAGAGGAAUAUUGACUAGACAAGCUGGGCAUCUGAACCAGUUAAGAGCCAGAAGCAUUACUUCUCCUAGCAUCUCUCACAACAUAUGGUUAGCCCGUACAAAUUUGUCAUGGAAGAGAUACCAUGGACAUUUACAUAAACCGAAACCGGGAGAAGAGUUGCAUGUGACAUUCAUAUUGAAGGAUGGAACACAAAAGACUUUUGAAGUGGCAGAAGGGGACUCUCUCUUGGAUAUAGCUCAAGGCCAUAAUCUAGAUAUGGAGGGUGCCUGUGGUGGUUCUUGUGCUUGUUCGACCUGUCACGUGAUUGUGGACCCAGACUAUUACGACGCAUUAGAAGAACCUGACGAUGAUGAAAAUGAUAUGUUGGAUUUGGCUUACGGGUUAACUGAGACAAGUAGAUUGGGAUGUUGCAUUAAAAUGAAUAAGGAUAUCGAUGGUAUCAGAGUCGCUCUUCCUUCAAUGACAAGAAAUGUUUCAUCUUCAGACUUCGAAUAG
Messenger RNA from Kluyveromyces lactis, 501 nucleotides. It is a transcript of the gene YAH1, whose product is annotated as adrenodoxin. The coding region runs from base 1 to 501 and encodes 166 amino acids. The transcript has a single exon. Gene Ontology annotation, molecular function: 2 iron, 2 sulfur cluster binding. Gene Ontology annotation, cellular component: mitochondrion. Lineage: Eukaryota; Fungi; Ascomycota; Saccharomycetes; Saccharomycetales; Saccharomycetaceae. The record is from RefSeq and is a predicted model, not a curated record. Gene Ontology annotation, biological process: positive regulation of oxidoreductase activity; P450-containing electron transport chain.